CCGUGCAGCGCGGAGGGAGCUGCGGGCUCGAGCUCCGAUGCCGGACCAGGUGACGCCUCGUCGCAGUCUUCAGAGGCCAGUGCCCCCACGCGGGCUCCUCCAGGGGGGUCAGGAUUGACAGGCGCCCUGGGCAGGAGACCAUGACCGCGCCCCUCUGCCCCUCGCCUCUCUGCACCCCUGUAGCUCCAGUUCCAUCGGCCAGCCGGUGACUAUUGGCUGAAGUUCCCCGGCGAUUUGCAUGAGCGGAGAGGGAGAGGGAGAGGGAGUGUCUUCCGCCGCCAGGAGCGCGCCCGCCGCAGCCUCCCGGGGAAUGCGCGGCCGGCGGGGAGCGCGCCGCUCGCGGGCCCUGGCACAGAGCGGGCGCCCGGCGCCCUGGCACCCGCGCCCGGAUAUGGGGCGGCUCGGUCGUCCCGGCAGCUGCAGCACCAGCCGGAGGAGAAACCUGCCGCCUCUGCUUCUGUGUCUCCUCUUCGUGGGACCCUUCCACUGCCUGGCCAGCUACAGCCGGGCCACGGAGCUCCUGUACAGCCUGAACGAGGGGCUGCCGGCCGGCGUGCUCAUCGGCAGUCUGGCCGAGGACCUGCGCCUGGCGCCCCGCGCCCCGGGCCGGCCGGACCCGCAGCCCCCGCAGCGCGCCCCGCAGCCCGGCCCGCCGCUCUCCUUCAGCCUGGCCUCCCGCGGCCUCAGCGGCCAGUACGUGACCCUGGACAACCGCUCCGGGGAGCUGCACACGUCCGCCCGGGAGAUCGACCGCGAGGCCCUGUGUCUGGAAGGAGGCGGCGGUGGAGGGGCUGCCGGGGGCGACAGCAUCUCCAUCGCCUCCUCCCCUUCUCCGGACUCCUGUCUGCUGCUGCUGGACGUGCUGGUCCUGCCUCAGGAAUACUUUCGGUUCGUGAAGGUGAAGAUCGCCAUCCGGGACGUCAAUGACAACGCCCCGCGGUUCCCCGUUUCCCAGAUCUCGGUGUGGGUCCCGGAGAAUGCACCUGUCAACACCCGCCUGGCCAUCGAGCAUCCCGCCAUGGACCCCGAUGUAGGCACGAACGGGGUGCAGACCUACCGCCUGCUGGACUACCACCGCAUGUUCACCCUGGACGUGGAGGAAAAUGAGAACGGGGAGCGCACGCCCUACCUCAUUGUCAUGGGCCUGCUGGACAGGGAGACCCAGGACCAGUAUGUGAGCAUCAUCAUAGCCGAGGACGGUGGCUCUCCGCCUCUGCUGGGCAGUGCCACCCUCACCAUCGGCAUAAGUGACAUUAACGACAACUGCCCUCUGUUCGCAGACUCGCAGAUCAACGUCACGGUGUACGGGAACGCCACGGUGGGCACACCGAUCGCAGCCGUCCAGGCUGUGGAUAGAGACUUGGGGACCAACGCCCAGAUUACCUACUCUUACAGCCAGAAAGUUCCACAAGCAUCCAAAGACUUGUUCCACCUGGAUGAAACCAGCGGCGUCAUUACACUUUCCAGCAAGAUCGGGGGCAGUGUCCUGCAGACACACAGGCUCACCAUCCUUGCUAACGGGCCAGGCUGCAUCCCUGCUGUGAUCACGGCCAUGGUGUCCAUUAUCAAAGUCAUUUUCAGACCGCCGGAAAUCGUCCCUCGUUAUAUAGCCAACGAGGCAGACGGCAUCGUGUACCUGAAAGAGCUGGAGCCUGUGAACACUCCGGUUGCUUUCUUCACCAUCAGAGAUCCAGAAGGUAAAUACAAGGUGAACUGCCAUCUGGAUGGCGAAGGGCCGUUUAGGUUAUCGCCCUACAAACCGUACAGGAACGAAUAUUUGCUGGAAACCACAAAGCUGAUGGAUUAUGAGCUACAGCAGUUCUAUGAGGUAGCUGUGGUGGCCUGGAAUUCUGAGGGAUUUCACGUCAAAAAGAUUAUUAAGGUUCAGCUUUUAGAUGACAACGAUAACGCUCCUGUUUUCCUCCAGCCCUUGAUAGAGCUAACCAUCGAAGAAAACAAUGCGCCCCAUGCCUUCUUGACGAAGUUGUACGCCACCGAUGCUGACAGUGGUGAGAGAGGCCAAGUGUCCUAUUUUCUGGGACACGAUGCUCCAUCCUAUUUCUCCUUGGACAGUGUCACCGGAAUUCUGACAGUUUCUACUCCGCUGGACCGAGAAGAGAAAGAGAAGUACAGGUACACAGUCAGAGCAGUUGACUGUGGGAAGCCACCCAGGGAAUCGGUAGCCACUGUGGCUCUCACCGUGUUGGAUAAAAAUGACAACAGCCCUAGGUUCAUCAACAAGGACUUCAGCUUCUUUGUGCCGGAGAACUUCCCAGGAUACGGCGAGAUCGGAGUAAUUAGUGUAACUGAUGCUGAUGCUGGGCGGAAUGGAUGGGUUGCCCUGUCCGUGCUGAACCAGAGCGAUAUUUUUGUCAUAGACACGGGAAAGGGCAUGCUGAGAGCUAAGGUCUCUUUGGACAGGGAGCAGCAAAGCUCCUAUACCUUGUGGGUGGAAGCUGUCGAUGGAGGUGAGCCCGCCCUCUCCUCUACCGCAAAAAUCACCAUUCUCCUCCUUGAUAUCAAUGACAACCCUCCGCUUGUCUUAUUUCCUCAGUCUAAUAUGUCUUACCUGUUGGUUCUGCCUUCUACUCUCCCGGGUUCCCCGGUGACAGAGGUCUAUGCUGUUGACAAAGACACGGGCAUGAAUGCUGUCAUAGCCUACAGCAUCAUAGGGAGGAGAGGCCCUAGGCCCGAGUCCUUUAGGAUUGACCCCAAAACUGGCAACAUUACUUUGGAGGAGGCUCUGCUGCAGACAGAUUACGGACUCCACCGUUUACUGGUGAAAGUGAGUGACCAUGGUUACCCUGAGCCUCUCUAUUCCACGGUCAUGGUGAACCUAUUUGUUAACGACACUGUCAGUAAUGAGAGCUACAUCGAGAGUCUUUUAAGAAAGGAGCCAGACAUUAAUAUAGAGGAGAAAGAGCCACAGAUCUCGAUAGAACCCACUCAUAGGAAAGUCGAAUCUGUGUCCUGCAUGCCCACCUUAGUAGCCCUGUCUGUAAUAAGCUUGGGUUCCAUCACACUGGUAACAGGGAUGGGCGUAUACAUCUGCUUAAGGAGAGGGAAAAAGCACCCCAGGGAAGAUGAAAGUUUGGAAGUACAAAUUCCACUAAAAGGAAAAAUCGACUUGUACAUGAGAGAGAGGAAACCGAUGGAUAUUUCUAAUAUUUGAUACUUCAUUGUGGAAUAACACAGAUGUUUUAAUAGACAUUGGAUAGUCUUCACCACCUAAACAAGGUGGUAUGGAUGAGUUCCAAUGAAGAACUACUAAUUUAUAACUUGUACUAUAUUGUAAAUAGCGGUUUACAGGUUUUUAAAUUCAAAAUCAGAGGUUAUAAAAUGUGUACAGCAUUUUUAAUGAAAAUUAGUACUAACUGCUAUAGAACUAUUAUAAAAAAAUAUUGGCUAUGCCUUGCAGGUUUCAUACAUCAAGAAAAUGCUUGAUAAAAUCUGGGAGUAAGGUAAGAAAAUGACACAUUGCAUUUUUUGUCUACAAAAUCUUUUAACCACAAGAGGGCAACAGCUGCUCCUUUGCAGAGAACUGUUUUGGGUUACUAUUCAUGACAGUUGUUGUACAUCAAAUUAAUGAGAGAGUAUAUUUUAAAUAUAUUUGUUUAUGAUAUUUAACAAAUAGAAAAUUAAAAUAAGUUGAAUUUUACCCCACUUAAAUGUAUGAUAAGAGAAGAAAUGUAUUUGUAAACAGAACAUUUAUCUUACACGUAUGUCAUGCGUCGUUUGAAAGAGAAGGCAUUACAAAGAAGUGCAAUCUUUUUUUUUUUUAGCUAGAAUAAAAACAUUGCCAUAUGUAUUAAAAAUUUGACCUGCUGAAGACUAUUUCACUUUCUGUGUACUCAAACUGCUAUCUGUUUGCUUUACAGCUGAACUUGCUAUUAUUACAGGGGGAAAGAUACAUAUGUCCUUCCUUACAGAAAAUAUAACUAGAAAUUGUGCCCAAGAAAAACAGCCAGAGCAAGAAAUAUUUUCAAUCCUUAGUUGCUUCAUAGCUGUUCACCACAUUUUGGUGCUUUCAAAACUUGUGAGCAGUACUUCAUACUUGGGUUAUAUAUUAAAUAUUUAUAUGCUUAAACUUAUCCAUCACGUAAGAAACUUUUAAAAAAAUCAUAUUAAAGCAGGAUUAUUCUAGAAGCUGGUGUAGACUACUGGUUAUAGUUGGGUCUUUUAUAUGAAAGUUAUACUUCUCUUUUUGUUGUUGUUAGGUUUGUUGACUACCAUUUCUGGCUUCCUUUCCUUGCCUUUGGAUUAAGUCCAAGAGUAUUUGUAAGCCCAGCAGCAGAGUUCUUUGAUAAUGUAGCUUUUGCUGAAUCCUUGCAAUGAAGCAAACUGAUUCAUCAGUAACUGAUCACUUUUAUUGUGUGAGCUGAAAAUUUUAUUUUUUAUGAGAACUAUAACAAAAUUAUCUGUAUAAAUAAAUAAUGUGUUAGCUUAAAUUGGAUCAUCUUGCUUUUUGGCAUCCCAUGUCUGUACUGUACCAAAAGUGUUUAUAUGUCUGCAAAUUAAAAGUUUAUAUUUUCAUAA
Messenger RNA from Pipistrellus kuhlii (Kuhl's pipistrelle), 4536 nucleotides. It is a transcript of the gene PCDH20, whose product is annotated as protocadherin 20. Gene Ontology annotation, cellular component: plasma membrane. Bases 239 to 3172 code for a protein of 977 amino acids. The record is from RefSeq and is a predicted model, not a curated record. Gene Ontology annotation, biological process: homophilic cell-cell adhesion. Gene Ontology annotation, molecular function: calcium ion binding. Lineage: Eukaryota; Metazoa; Chordata; Mammalia; Chiroptera; Vespertilionidae. The transcript has 2 exons.